ACAUUUAAAAAAAAUUAUAAAAAAAAAGAAAAAUAAAAUUGAAAGUGAAAUUUACCCAAUUUGAGGCUUUCCAAGGAAACACAGGGGCACACCCUGCAAAUCUUAGCUAUUUUUAGGGUUAAAGCUUGUUUAUCCUUUUUUUUUUUAAAUUUUUUUUUUUUUUCCUGGUUCAGUUUCGAAGCUUCUUCGAGCUCGAAAAAUUCAGUAAUUAGGGUUAGGUUUUUCGAUAAUUUUGUGUUAUAGAGAAGAAAAAUAAUAAUAAAAAAAAGAUCUUCCUUUUUUCCUCCGAUGGAACAGGUUUGCAGCUUAGCGUUUCGGUAAAGUUGGUGGGUUUAGGGUUUCGAAGGAGGUAUCAUCUAUGGCGGCUGCUAAUCCACAGCCUUUGCAAGCGCGACCAUUCGAGGAACACUUGCGGGGUCCUAUACCUAUCGAAGACGAUGAUGGUGAAUAUGAAGAAGGAGGUGGUGGUGGAAAUGAUGGUGAUGAUGGAAUGGAUGAGGUGGAAGAGAAUCGUAUAAAUUCGGCGAAUGUUAUUGAACAUGGAGCAAUGGUUAUGGCUUCGAGGACUAGUGAGCUCACUCUUUCUUUUGAAGGGGAGGUGUAUGUGUUCCCUGCUGUUACGCCUGAGAAGGUGCAAGCAGUGCUCUUGCUUCUGGGAGGACGUGACAUACCAACUGGUGUACCCACUACCAUUGAAGUACCUUAUGAUCAGAAUAGGGUUGUAGGUGAUACUCCAAAGCGCUCAAAUCUCUCACGAAGAAUAGCUUCCCUGGUUAGGUUCCGUGAAAAACGGAAGGAGAGAUGUUUUGACAAGAAAAUUAGGUAUACUGUACGUAAGGAGGUUGCCCAGAGGAUGCACCGUAAGAAUGGGCAGUUUGCCUCUCUGAAAGAAAGUUCAGGGACUUCAAGUUGGGAUUCAGCAAAGAGUUGCCUUCAAAAUGGCACUCCUCGUCCCGAAACUGUUUUGCGAAAAUGUCAACACUGUGGUGUUAGUGAAAAUAAUACUCCUGCAAUGCGGCGGGGGCCAGCUGGACCAAGAACUUUGUGUAAUGCAUGUGGUCUUAUGUGGGCAAAUAAGGGAACAUUGAGAGAUCUCAGUAAGGGAGGAAGAAACCUUUCAAUGGAUCAUAUAGAACCUGAAACUCCACUCGAUGUCAAGCCUUCAAUUGCAGAAGGAGAAUUAUCAGGCAACCAGGAUGGCCAUGGAACUCCUGAAGAUCCUUCUAAGACAGUUACUGAAGGAUCCAAUGAUCCUUCUGUCAACCCUGAUGAGGAAGAUUUACAUGAAGCUGCUGAAGAUCUUACAAACACCAUGCCAAUCGGACUUGUGCAUUCUUCAACCAAUGAUGAGGAGGAGCCUCUGGUUGAGCUUGCUAAUCCUUCAGAUACAGAUAUAGACAUCCCUGCUAACUUUGAUUAGCUGAUUGAUGCCAGGAGAUUUGAGUAGUUGUUGGGUUAUGUCACUUUAGUUUCUCUGUGUCCUGCAAUGUACAGGGUUGAAGUUAAUGAGCCUUGUAAAUUAAGGACCUUUAGUUUGAGUUGUAUCUACCAAACAACUAUGGCAGAUCCAAUGCAGCGAUGAUAAUUUGUCGCUGGAGGAGACACGCUGCUUGCUUUUAGCAUACCUUACCUGGUGAUUAUCCGUGGCGAUAUCGAUGCUGGUGGUCCAUUUUGUAUGUGUACAAGUUUUAGGAAGUAUGGUUGGGAUAUUGACCAUUCUAAAAUGUAUAAUUACAUUUUUAUUUUUAUUGAAUGGUUCCUUGCAUUCCUAAUGGAUGGAAUAGCUGAUCAAGUACUUAGAAUGUUCUGAUCACAGAGAAACCGUUGUCUCAUCCCAACAGUGUAUAAUUGGUUUUUAUUAAAAGCUAAUUGUUGUAUUUUAAUAUUGGA
Ziziphus jujuba (common jujube) is the source of this 1890-nucleotide messenger RNA. RefSeq names its product GATA transcription factor 24. Gene Ontology annotation, biological process: regulation of DNA-templated transcription. Bases 359 to 1420 code for a protein of 353 amino acids. NCBI's taxonomy places the organism in Eukaryota, Viridiplantae, Streptophyta, Magnoliopsida, Rosales, Rhamnaceae. Gene Ontology annotation, molecular function: sequence-specific DNA binding; protein binding; zinc ion binding. The transcript is spliced from 10 exons. The record is from RefSeq and is a predicted model, not a curated record.